UUGAAGGGAAUUUAAGUAGCUGUUAUGCGCAGAAGAACGCUGUCAAAGUAGUUAUUGUUAUUUACCUUGCCAGUUUGCGCGAUUAUUGACGCGAUAAUGUAAAUAUAUGUACCAUGUGAAAUAAGCCCAUGUUUGGUGUGUUGUGAGGAAACAGCGGCUUUUAUGCACUCGUGCGCUUAAUUCUAGAGAGAGAGAGAGAGAGAGAGAGAGAGAGAGAGAGAGACACACAUCUCGUGACCAUGGACAAAAUAACCAAAGACUGCUGUGUUUUGUGGUGUGCUUGUUUAUUCACAGAUGUUGGUGACAUUCAGUCCAGGCUGCUGGACCACAGACCAGUCCUACAAGGGGAGAUCAGGUACUUUGUAAGAGAAUUUGAGGAGAAACGUGGCUUCAGGGAGUGCCGUCUGCUAGAAAACCUGAACAAGAUGGUGGCUGAGACCAACGAAGAAGUACUGCCCAAAUGCAAAGAGUGCAUGCAGGAUAAUUUGUGUGACAUAUUUACCCGAUUGGAAGCUGCCAAUCAUAUGACACAAAGGAUCCAGCAGAGGGAGCUAGAAGCCCAGAAUAGCACACGUCUGCAGGAGUAUAUGGAGAGGCGAAGAGAGGACUGGGAGGAGUUCCUGAAGGAGCAGACUCGACUGAAGGAGGAGGUGGAUGAAGAGCAUGCAAAAGCUGUGGGCAGACUUAGCACCCAGUACAGUGAGAUGAAGAAAGAUCUUACCAAGUUCUCCCAUUUUUAAGCCUUGAAUGUUCCGGUUAAUAUACGGUAUUUAUAAAUACGGUCUAUAAAUACGGUCUGUCUGUUGUGCAGGGGGACUUGUGGUCGGCUGUAUAUUAAAUCCCAUCUUUAUUAAUUAACACAUGACCUUUUGAGAGUUCCUGGUUCUAUAUGGAACCAUUACAUUUUCUAAAGAACUCUUGAGGAACUAUUGUUUCUGUAAUUGCUCAGGGGUGUACAUACCUGGCAUAUAUGACAAGUACAAAAGAUGCUAUGUUAUCUUAAAAAGGAACUAACAGUUUUUUAACAUUUCUGUGUAUUUAUUCAUUAGUUUGAACAUCAAUCAGAGUGGUUUAAUGUGAAAUGCACCAUUCUAGAGGAACGUCAGAGAGCUGAAGCAUUCAAUAUCUCUGAAAGCUGGAGAACAGGAAAUGUUACAGAAAAUGUUUACAAACAUCUUGCCUGAUGCCUGAGACAUUUUACAAUUUUGCUAUGAUAGCUACAGUUUUGGUGUAGAACCUGUUUUUAAGAUCCAUUUAUAGUGGAGAGGUUCACGCAUUGCAUUUUAAGGCAAAAUAGUAUCCAAAGAAUUUUUUUUUCCCAGACGUACCUCUUCAUAUUAUAUAAAAUAUUUGAAGACAUGUAGGUGCACUGGUAGGUUUGGGUAGCAAAUCCAUGCCUGUAUUUAUUUUGGAGACAUCACAACUGUAAAGAAAUCAGAAGUGUCCACGUUUCUCUGCAAUGCACCAUUUCCCAUCAAACCACUCUGAUUGACUUUGUUAACAGCUUAACAACUGAAAAAAAUUGUGAAAUUUCUCUUUAAAGCCUGUGUGUUUGUCAGAGCACUAAAAAAACUAGAGGCAUGUGACAUGCUGUAUGCCAAGAUAGUGAAAUAGUAUCCCAUUACAAAAAUGCCAUUUUAUUAUUAACAGAGCUUGUGAAUAAAUACUCACUUUCAACUCUC
Molecule: messenger RNA, 1682 nt
Organism: Pygocentrus nattereri (red-bellied piranha)
Lineage: Eukaryota; Metazoa; Chordata; Actinopteri; Characiformes; Serrasalmidae
Gene: bloc1s5
Product: biogenesis of lysosomal organelles complex-1, subunit 5, muted
Exons: 5
Coding region: 240-740 (166 amino acids)
Cellular component (GO): transport vesicle; BLOC-1 complex
Source: RefSeq, a predicted model, not a curated record